This is a messenger RNA of Rhinichthys klamathensis goyatoka, 2617 nucleotides long. It is a transcript of the gene fgd, whose product is annotated as faciogenital dysplasia. Gene Ontology annotation, cellular component: cytoplasm. The record is from RefSeq and is a predicted model, not a curated record. Bases 25 to 2220 code for a protein of 731 amino acids. Lineage: Eukaryota; Metazoa; Chordata; Actinopteri; Cypriniformes; Leuciscidae. Gene Ontology annotation, biological process: filopodium assembly; cytoskeleton organization. The transcript is spliced from 19 exons. Gene Ontology annotation, molecular function: metal ion binding; guanyl-nucleotide exchange factor activity.
ACAUAAAGAGGGGGAGGAGAGCGGAUGAGACUCGCUGGCUUCCCUCACACUCCUCAGACGGGGAGCCGAGUGUGUGUGGAGAACACUGCCGAUUCGUACUCCUGUGGAUCUGUAGAGCAGCCUCAGAAGAAGAAGACUCCGCCCCCUUUCAGGCCAUGCCCCGCCCAUCUCACCGAGAGGCCACGCCCCCUUCCCGUAGCCACGCCCCUGAAGCCCAGAGCACAGAAACCACACGCGCCCCCUAAACCUGUGCACCUGCGACCCGUUCCCCGUCUCUCCCUGAGACCCGGAGGCCCGUGUGCCGGGCCGAGUGUGGGCCGGAUCAUCCGCAGCAACUCCAGGUUUCCGGUUGUGGGUGUCCAGCGAAGGAACGGCAUGGAUCCUCCGGCCGCACAGGAUUCUGGGGAUUUUGGCUCUGCGGAAGGACUAGUGUUUAAACCCAGUGAAAUCUCAGAGCUCUUGGGAUUGUCCAGCGUAAACUCCUUCCAGACGGACUCUGUGAAUGACGUCGAAAUUGCAGACGGACUUCAAGCAGAGCAUGAGACACUUUCCAGCGGUGGAUUGAAGGAUAAUCACGAAGCAACGGAGCCGGUGCAGAAUCCCGAAUCCAACGGGAAGAUCCCGAACCGGGACAGCGGGAUCGACAGCCCCUCGUGCGGGGCGGAGGGCGAGGGCUUCCACAACGAGGACCGCAUCGAGGAGGAGGAGGACCGGAGCGACACACACACCGAGAGCAUGUGUCCCGCGGGAAGCAAACGGGAUUCGACUCCGGAUGAAGACAGUGAUCUGGACGAGGGGAACGAGGAAGAUCCCGAGAGCCUGGAACUCAGAGGUUUGCAGUCUGAGUCUCAGAAGCUGUUGAAUAUUGCUAAAGAGUUGCUUCAAACAGAAGAAGCGUAUGUGAAACGACUGAACCUGCUGGACCAGGUGUUCUGUGCCCGUCUGACAGAGGCUAGUGUCCCUGCUGACGUCAUCACAGGAAUCUUCUCCAACAUCUCCUGCAUUCGCCUCUUUCACCAGGAGUUCCUCCUGCCUGAACUGCAGACACGCAUCACACAGGAGUGGAGCUGUAAUCCCCGCAUAGGAGACAUCCUGCAGAAGUUAGCGCCGUUCCUGAAGAUGUACGGCGAGUACGUGAAGAACUUCGAUCGGGCGAUGGAGCUGGUGAACACGUGGACUCAGCGCUCCGGCGUCUUCAAGAGUGUGGUGCAGAGCAUCCAGAAGCAGGACGUGUGUGGGAAUCUGACGCUGCAGCACCACAUGCUGGAGCCGGUGCAGCGCAUCCCCCGUUACGAGCUCCUGCUCAAAGACUACCUGAAGAAACUCCCCGACGGAGCGGCCGACCGCAGAGACGCCGAGAAUGCUCUGGAGCUGAUCUCCACCGCUGCAAACCACUCCAACGCUGCCAUCAGGAAAAUGGAGAAGAUGCACAAGCUGUUGGAGGUGUAUGAGCGGCUGGGCGGAGAGGAGGACAUUGUUAAUCCCGCUAAUGAGUUCAUUAAAGAAGGACACAUCAAGAAGAUGUCGGCGAAGAACGGCACGGCUCAGGACCGAUACCUGUAUCUGUUCAAUAACAUGGUGCUGUACUGUGUGCCGAAGCUGAGGCUCAUGGGACAGAAGUUCAGCGUUCGGGAGCGCAUCGAUAUCGCCGGGAUGGAGGUUCAGGGAAACGUCAAGCAGAACGUCCCGCACGCGUUCACCAUCAUCGGCAAACAGCGCUCGCUGGACCUGCAGGCCAGGACGGCUGAGGAGAAGGAGGGCUGGAUAAAAGUGAUCUCAGCGACGAUCGAGAAGCACAAGCAGAACAGCGAGACGUUCAAAGCUUUCAACAGUUCCUUCAGCAGAGAGGAGGAACACACACCUGACGCAGCGGGCUCAUGGGCCAUAUGUGAGACAGAUGGAGCUCAGCAGGAGCGGAAGAGUUCCAAGAGGCGGGAGAAGGAACGAGAGACGUGCAAAGGCUGCAGUGAGACCUUCCAUUUCACCAAACGCAAACAUCACUGCAAGACCUGCGGAGCGGCUGUGUGUGGGAAGUGUUCGCGGGUGUGUGAGAGCAGGAACAUGCGUGUGUGUAAGCAGUGUGACGGCCAGCAGGGAGAGGCGACAGCAGGGGGCGCCACUGAGCCCAAGAAGAGACUCCAGCAGUUGUCAGCAGCUCCAUCUUCUCAACGGACAGGAAAAUCUGAAGAUUUGGACCAAGAGCCGAGUGCCCAUCAGUAAAGCACAACCUCAGGCUGUGAACGAGAUGAAGUGACGUCAGACUGAUUCCUCAACCGAUUGGGCGAAGCUCCUGUCACAUGCUGUAAAGGGAGGAGCCAACAAGACGUCAGCCAAUAGGACGCUUUCCCUCGCCUUUGGUCCCUCCCCUUUUAUAAACAACUCCUGUUACUUGAAAUCACUUUAUCCUCAGCACUUUUUUACUCUUUCUUUUGAAGAUGAUUUUUCCCUCGUUCACCGCUCUUCUCCGGCACUGUUGGACGCACUGUCCCCUUCCUCGUGAACAUCCUGAUGGCUAUGAAGUGUUGGUUUAUUUUUAUUAUUGUUUUGCCUUUCCUAGUUAAAGCAUUAACUCGCUGCCAGUUCACAGCAGUGUUCUCUGUGGGACUGGACACUGGAC